This is a messenger RNA of Rhinopithecus roxellana (golden snub-nosed monkey), 12028 nucleotides long. It is a transcript of the gene FLG2, whose product is annotated as filaggrin family member 2. Bases 60 to 10151 code for a protein of 3363 amino acids. The record is from RefSeq and is a predicted model, not a curated record. Gene Ontology annotation, molecular function: structural molecule activity; transition metal ion binding; calcium ion binding. The transcript is spliced from 3 exons. NCBI's taxonomy places the organism in Eukaryota, Metazoa, Chordata, Mammalia, Primates, Cercopithecidae. Gene Ontology annotation, biological process: establishment of skin barrier. Gene Ontology annotation, cellular component: cornified envelope; nucleus; keratohyalin granule.
AUCAGGCUUUAUCCUACUUGUUCCUUUGGUGAACCAGGUUCACUUAAACUUGCAAAAAGAUGACCGACCUCUUGAGAAGUGUUGUCACUGUAAUUGAUGUUUUCUACAAAUACACCAAGCAAGAUGGGGAGUGUGGCACACUGAGCAAGCAUGAACUAAAGGAACUUCUGGAGAAAGAGUUUCAUCCAGUUCUGAAGAACCCAGAUGAUCCAGACACAGUGGAUGUCAUCAUGCACAUGCUGGAUCGAGAUCAUGACAGAAGAUUGGACUUUACUGAGUUUCUUUUGAUGAUAUUCAAGCUGACUAUGGCCUGCAACAAGGUCCUCAGCAAGGAAUACUGCAAAGCUUCAGGGUCAAAGAAGCAUAGGCAUGGUCACCGACACCAAGAGGAAGAAAGUGAAACAGAAGAGGAUGAAGAGGAUACCCCAGAACAUAAAUCAGGUUACAGACAUUCAAGUUGGAGUGAGGGAGAGGAGCAUGGAUAUACUUCUGGGCACUCAAGGGGAACUGUGAAACGUAGACAUGGGUCCAACUCCAGGAGGCUAGGAAGACAAGGUAAUUUAUCCAGCUCUGGGAACCAAGAGGGAUCUCAGAAAAGGUACCACAGGUCCAGCUCUGGUCACUCAUGGAGUAGUGGCAAAGAGAGACAUGGUUUCAGCUCUGGAGAACUGAGGGAAAGAAUCAACAAGUCACAUGUUAGCCCUUCUAGGGAAUCUGGGGAAGAAUAUGAAUCUGGGUCUGGAUCAAAGAAUUGGGAAAGAAAAGGUCAUGGUGGUCUGUCAUGUGGAUUGGAGAUUAGUGGGCAUGAAUCGAACUCUACUCAGUCAAGAAGUAGAGGACAAAAGCUUGGGUCUAGCCGUUCAUGUUCAGGAGAUAGUCGGAGGCGAAGUCAUGCAUGUGGUUAUAGCAAUCCAAGUGGGUGUGAAAGGCCACAAAAUGCUUCAAAUUCUUGUCAGUCACAUAGAUUUGGAGGGCAAGUAAAUCAAUCUAGCUAUAUUCAGUCAGGCUGUCAGUCAGGAAUUAAUGGAGGACAAGGCCAUGACUGUGUCUCAGGAGGUCAGCCCUCUGGAUGUGGUCAACCUGAGUCUAACUCCUGUAGUCAGUCCUAUAGUCAGAGGGGAUAUGGAGCUCGAGAAAAUGGUCAACCACAGAACUCUGGAGGACAACAGAGAACAGGCUCAAGUCAGUCCUCUUUUUGUGGACAAUAUGAGUCUGGAGGUAGCCAGUCUUGUGGUAAUGGUCAACAUGAAUAUGGUUCCUGUGGCCGCUUUUCAAACUCUUCUAGUUCAAAUGAAUUUUCCAAAUGUGGUAAACAUCAGUCUGGUUCAGGUCAGUUUACUCGCUGUGAACAACAUGGAACAGGCUUGAGUCAGUCCUCUGGCUUCGAACAUGUAUCUGGCUCAGGUCAAACUUGUGGCCAGUAUGGGUCUAGAUCAAGUCAAUCCUCAGGCUAUGAUGAGCAUAGGUCUAGCUCAGGUAAGACAUCUGGCUUUGGACAACACAGGUCUGGCUCAGGUCAUUCCUCUGGCUUUGGCCAACAUGGAUCAGGCUCAGGUCAAUCCUCUGGCUUUGGACAGCAUGGGUCUGGCUCAGGAAAAUCCUCUAGUUUUGGACAGCAUGAGUCUGGCUCAGGACAAUCCUCUGGUUUUGGACAACAUGAGUCUAGAUCAUGUCAGUCUAGCUAUGGACAACAUGGUUCUGGCUCAAGUCAAUCAUCUGGCUAUGGCCAACAUGAGUCUAGACAGACAUCUGGUUUUGGACAACAUGGGUUGUGCUCAGGUCAAUCCACUGGCUUUGGCCAACAUGGAUCAGGCUCGGGUCAGUCCUUUGGCUUUGGACAACAUGGGUCUGGCUCAAGACAAUCCUCUGGCUUUGGACAACAUGAGUCUAGAUCAGGUCAGUCUAGCUAUGGCCAACACGGUUCUAGCUCAAGUCAGUCAUCUGGCUAUGGCCAACAUGGGUCUAGACAGACAUCUGGCUUUGGACAACACGGAUCAGGCUCAGGUCAAUCCACUGGCUUUGGCCAAUAUGGAUCGGGCUCAGGUCAGUCCUCUGGCUUCGGACAACAUGGGUCUGGCUCAGGACAAUCCUGUGGUUUUGGGCAACAUGAGUCUAUAUCAGGUCAGUCUAGUUAUGGCCAACAUGGUUUUGGUUCAAGUCAAUCAUCUGGCUGUGGUCAACAUGGGUUGAGUUCAGGACAGACAUCUGGAUUUGGACAACAUGAGUUAAGCUCAGGUCAAUCUUCCAGCUUUGGCCAACAUGGAUCAGGCUCAGGUCAGUCCUCUGGCUUUGGACAACAUGGGUCUGGCUCAGGACAAUCCUCUGGUUUUGGGCAACAUGAGUCUAGAUCACGUCAGUCUAGCUAUGGACAACAUGGUUCUGGCUCAAGUCAGUCAUCUGGCUAUGGCCAACAUGGGUCUAAAUGGACAUCUGGCUUUGGACAACAUAGUUCGGGCUCAGGUCAAUCCACUGGCUUUGGCCAAUACGGAUCAGGCUCAGGUCAGUACUCUGGCUUUAGACAACAUGGGUCUGGUUCAGGACAAUCCUCUGGUUUUGGACAACAUGAGUCUACAUCAGGUCAUUCUAGCUGUGGCCAACAUAGUUUUGGCUCAAGUCAAUCAUCUGGCUGUGGUCAUAAUGGGUCGAGUUCAGGACAGACAUCUGGACUUGGACAACACGAGUUAAGCUCAGGUCAGUCUUCCAGCUUUGGCCAACAUGGAUCAGGCUCAGGUCAGUCCUCUGGCUUUAGACAACAUGGGUCAGGCUCAGGACAAUCCUCUGGCUUUGGACAGCAUGAGUCUAGAUCACAUCAGUCCAGCUAUGGCCAGCAUGGUUCUGGCUCAGGUCAAUCAUCUGGCUAUGGUGAACAUGGGUCAAGUUCAGGACAGACAUCUGGUUUUGAACAACAGGGGUCAAGCUCAGGUCAAUACUCUGGCUUUGGCCAACAUGGAUCAGGCUUAGGUCAGUCCAGUGGCUUUGGACAACAUGGGACUGGCUCAGGACAAUUCUCUGGUUUUGGACAGCAUGAGUCUAGAUCACAUCAGUCUAGCUAUGGCCAACAUGGCUCUGGCUCAAGUCAGUCAUCUGGCUAUGGUCAACAUGGGUCAAGUUCAGGACAUACAACUGGCUUGGGACAACACAGGUCAAGCUCAGGUCAAUACUCUGGCUUUGGACAACAUGGAUCAGGCUCAGGUCAGUCCACUGGCUUUGGACAACAAGGGGCUGGUUCAGGACAAUCCUCUGGUUUUGGACAAUAUGAGUCUAGGUCACAUCAGUCUAGCUAUGGCCAACAAGGUUCUGACUCAAGUCAGUCAUCUGGCUAUGGUCAACAUGGGUCAAAUUCAGGACAGACAUCUGGAUUUGGACAACACAGGUCAGGCUCAGGUCAAUCCUCUGGCUUUGGCCAAUAUGGAUUGGGCUCAGGUCAGUCCUCUGGCUUUGGACAACAUGGGUCAGGCACAGGACAAUCCUCUGGCUUUGCACAGCAUGAGUACAGAUCAGGUCAGUCUAGCUAUGGCCAACAUGGUACUGGCUCAAGUCAAUCAUCUGGCUGUGGCCAACGUGAGUCUGGCUCAGGUCCAACCACAGGUUUUGGACAGCAUGGGUCUGGCUCAGACAAUUUCUCUAGUUCUGGACAACAUAUAUAUGGCUCAGGUCAGUCCACUGGAUUUGGCCAAUAUGGUUCAGGCUCAGGUCAAUCAACUGGCUUGGGCCAGGAUGAAUCUCAACAAGUAGCGUCAGGAUCCACAGUUCACGGGAGACAGGAAACUACUCAUGGUCAGACAAUAAAUACCGCUAGACAUAGCCAGUCUGGUCAAGGACAAUCCACACAGACGGGGUCCAGGGUAAGGAGAAGACGAAGAUCUAGCCAAAGUGAGAACAGUGACAGUGAAGUGCACUCAAGGGUCUCACACAGACAUUCAGAACACAUUCACACACAAGCUGGAUCUCAUUACCCAGAGUCAGCAUCCACAGUUCACAGAAGACAAGGAACUACUCAUGGACAGAGAGGAGACACCACUAGACAUAGCCACUCUGGUCAUGGACAGUCUACACAGACAGGUUCCAGAACAACUGGAAGACAGAGAUUUAGCCACAGUGAUGCCACUGACAGUGAAGUGCACUCAGGGGUCUCAUGUAGACCACACCCACAAGAAAAAACUCACGGCCAAGCUGGAUCUCAACUUGGAGAAUCAGAAUCCACAGUUCAUGAGAGACAUGAAACUACUUAUGGACAGACAGGAGACGCCACUGGACAUGGCUACUCUGGUCAUGGACAGUCCCCACAGAUAGGGUCCAGGACAACUGGAAGAAGGAGAUCUGGCCACAGUGAGUACAGUGACAGUGAAGGGCACUCAGGGGGCUCACACGCACAUUCAGGACACACUCAUGGCCAAGCCGGAUCCCAACAUGGAGAGUCAGGAUCUGCCGUUCAUGGGAGACAGGGAACUAUACAUGGACAGACAGGAGAUACCACUAGACAUGGCCACUCUGGUCGUGGACAGUCCACACAGAGAGAGUCUAGGACAACUGGAAGAAGGGGAUCGGGCCACAGUGAGUCCAGCGACAGUGAAAGGCACUCAGGGGUCUCACAAAGAGCACACUCAGGAGGACACACUCAUGGCCAAGCUGGAUCUCAACAUGGAGAGUCAGAAUCUAUAGCUGACGAGAGACACAGAACUACUCAUGGACAGACAGGUGAUACCAGUGGACAUUCUCAAUCUGGUCAUGGACAGUCUACGCAGUCAGGAUCCAGUACAACUGCAAGAAGGAGAUCUGGCCACAGUGAGUCCAGUGACAGUGAAGGGCCCUCAGGAGGCUCACACACACAUUCAGGACACACACAUGGCCAAGCCAGAUCUCAACAUGGAGAGUCAGAAUCCACAGUUCACGAGAGACAACAAACUAAUCAUGCACAGACAGGAGAUACCACUGAACAUGGCCACUCUAGUCAUGGACAAACGACACAGACAGGGUCCAGGACAACUGGAAGAAGGGGAUCUGGCCACAGUGAGUACAGUGACAGUGAAGGGCACUCAGGGGGCUCACAUGCACAUUCAGGACACACUCAUGGCCAAGCCGGAUCCCAACAUGGAGAGUCAGGAUCUGCCGUUCAUCGGAGACAGGGAUCUAUACAUGGACAGACAGGAGAUACCACAAGACAUGGCCAGUCUGGUCAGGGACAGUCCACACAGACAGGGUCCAGGACAACUGGAAGAAGGGGAUCUGGCCACAGUGAGUACAGUGACAGUGAAGGGCACUCAGGGGGCUCACAUGCACAUUCAGGACACACUCAUGGCCAAGCCGGAUCCCAACAUGGAGAGUCAGGAUCUGCCGUUCAUCAGAGACAGGGAACUAUACAUGGACAGACAGGAGAUACCACAAGACAUGGCCAGUCUGGUUAUGGACAGUCCACACAGACAGGGUCCAGGACAACUGGAAGAAGGGGAUCUGGCCACAGUGAGUACAGUGACAGUGAAGGGCACUCAGGGGGCUCACACACACAUUCAGGACACACUCAUGGCCAAGCUGGAUCCCAACAUGGAGAGUCAGGAUCUGCCGUUCAUGGGAGACAGGGAACUAUACAUGGACAGACAGGAGAUACCACUAGACAUGGCCAGUCUGGUCAUGGACAGUCCACACAGACAGGUUCCAGGACAACUGGAAGACAGAGAUCUAGUCACAGCGAGUCCAGUCAUAGUGAAGUGCACUCAGAGGUCUCACCCACACAUUCAGGACACACUUACAGCCAAGCUGGAUCUCAAUAUGGAGAGUCAGGAUCCUUAGGUUAUGGGAGACAGGGAACUACUCAUGGACAGACAGGAGAUACCACUAGACAUGCCCACUCUGGUCAUGGACAGUCCACACAGACAGGGUCCAGGACAACUGGAAGAAGGGGAUCUGGCCACAGUGAGUACAGUGACAGUGAAGGGCACUCAGGGGGCUCACACGCACAUUCAGGACACACUCAUGGCCAAGCCGGAUCCCAACAUGGAGAGUCAGGAUCUGCCGUUCAUAGGAGACAGGGAACUAUACAUGGACAGACAGGAGAUACCACUAGACAUGGCCAGUCUGGUCAUGGACAGUCCACAGAGACAGGUUCCAGGACAACUGGAAGAAGGGGAUCGGGCCACAGUGAGUACAGUGACAGUGAAGGGCACUCAGGGGGCUCACACGCACAUUCAGGACACACUUACAGCCAAGCUGGAUCUCAAUACGGAGAGUCAGGAUCCUUAGGUCAUGGGAGACAGGGAACUACUCAUGGACAGACAGGAGAUACCGCUAGACAUGCCCACUAUGGUCAUGGACAAUCCACACAGACAGGGUCCAGGACAGCUGGAAGAAGGGGAUCUGGCCACAGUGAGUACAGUGACAGUGAAGUGUACUCAGGAGUCUCACACACACAUUCAGGACACACUUACAGCCAAGCCGGAUCUCAACAUAGAGAGUCAGGACCCUCAGGUCAUGGGAGACAGGGAACUACUCAAGGACAGACAGGAGAUACCACUAGACAUGCCCACUAUGGUCAUGGACAAGCCACACAGACAGGGUACAGGACAACAGGAGGACAGAGAUCUAGGCACAGAGAGUCCAGUGACAGUGAAGUGCACUCAGGGGUCUCACACAGACCACACUCACAAGAACACACUCAUGGCCAAGCCGGAUCUCAACAUGAAGAGUCAGAAUCCACGGUUCACGAGAGACACCGAACUACUCAUGGACAGACAGGAGAUAGCACAGGACAUGCCCACUCUGGUCAUGGACAAGCCACGCAGACAGGGUCUAGGACAACUGGAAGAAGGGGAUCGGGCCACAGUGAGUCCAGUGACAGUGAAAGGCACUCAGGGGGCUCACACACACAUUCAGGACACACUCACAGCCAAGCCGGAUCCCAACAUGGAGAGUCAGGAUCUGCUGUUCAUGGGAGACAGGGAACUAUACGUGGACAGACAGGAGAUACCACAAGACAUGGCCAGUCUGGUCAGGGACAGUCCACACAGACAGGUUCCAGGACAACUGGAAGACAGAGAUCUAGUCACAGCGAGUCCAGUCAUAGUGAAGUGCACUCAGAGGUCUCACCCACACAUUCAGGACACACUUACAGCCAAGCUGGAUCUCAAUAUGGAGAGUCAGGAUCCUUAGGUUAUGGGAGACAGGGAACUACUCAUGGACAGACAGGAGAUACCACUAGACAUGCCCACUCUGGUCAUGGACAGUCCACACAGACAGGGUCCAGGACAACUGGAAGAAGGGGAUCGGGCCACAGUGAGUACAGUGACAGUGAAGGGCACUCAGGGGGCUCACACGCACAUUCAGGACACACUUACAGCCAAGCUGGAUCUCAAUACGGAGAGUCAGGAUCCUUAGGUCAUGGGAGACAGGGAACUACUCAUGGACAGACAGGAGAUACAGCUAGACAUGCCCACUAUGGUCAUGGACAGUCCACACAGACAGGGUCCAGGACAACUGGAAAAAGGGGAUCUGGCCACAGUGAGUACAGUGACAGUGAAGGGCACUCAGGGGUGUCACACACACAUUCAAGACACACUCAUGGUCAAGCUGGAUCUCACUAUCCAGAGUCAGGAUCCACACUUCAUAGGAGACAUGGAACUACUCAUGGACAGACAGGAUAUACCACUAGAGAUGCCCACUAUGGCCAUGGACAAUCCUCACAGAGUGAGUCUAGGACAACUGGAGGAAGGGCAUCUGGCCACAGUGAGUCCAGUGACAGUGAAGUGCACUCAGGGGGCUCACACACACAUUCAGGACACACUCACGACCAAGCCAGAUCUCAACAUGAAGAGUCAGGAUCCUCAGUUAACAGGAGACAGGGAACUACUCAUGAACAGACAGGAGAUACCACUAGACAUGCCCACUCUGGUCAUGGACAAUCCACACAGAGAGGGUCCAGGACAACUGGAAGAAGGGGAUCUGGACACAGUGAGUACAGUGACAGUGAAGGGCACUCAGGGGGCUCACACACACAUUCAGGACACACUCAUGGCCAAGCCAGAUCUCAACAUGGAGAGUCAGGAUCUGCCGUUCAUGGGAGACAGGGAACUAUACAUGGACAGAUAGGAGAUACCACAAGACAUGGCCAGUCUGGUCAUGGACAGUCCACACAGACAGGUUCCAGGACAACUGGAAGACAGAGAUCUAGUCACAGCGAGUCCAGUCAUAGUGAAGUGCACUCAGAGGUCUCACCCACACAUUCAGGACACACUUACAGCCAAGCUGGAUCUCAAUAUGGAGAGUCAGGAUCCUUAGGUUAUGGGAGACAGGGAACUACUCAUGGACAGACAGGAGAUACCACUAGACAUGCCCACUCUGGUCAUGGACAGUCCACACAGACAGGGUCCAGGACAACUGGAAGAAGGGGAUCGGGCCACAGUGAGUACAGUGACAGUGAAGGGCACUCAGGGGGCUCACACGCACAUUCAGGACACACUUACAGCCAAGCUGGAUCUCAAUACGGAGAGUCAGGAUCCUUAGGUCAUGGGAGACAGGGAACUACUCAUGGACAGACAGGAGAUACCACUAGACAUGCCCACUAUGGUCAUGGACAAUCCACACAGACAGGGUCCAGGACAACUGGAAGAAGGGGAUCUGGCCACAGUGAGUACAGUGACAGUGAAGGGCACUCAGGGGGCUCACAUGCACAUUCAGGACACACUCAUGGCCAAGCCGGAUUCCAACAUGGAGAGUCAGGAUCUGCCAUUCAUGGGAGACAGGGAACUAUACAUGGACAGACAGGAGAUACCACUAGACAUGGCCAGUCUGGUCAUGGACAGUCCACACAGACAGGUUCCAGGACAACUGGAAGACAGAGAUCUAGUCACAGCGAGUCCAGUCAUAGUGAAGUGCACUCAGAGGUCUCACCCACACAUUCAGGACACACUUACAGCCAAGCUGGAUCUCAAUAUGGAGAGUCAGGAUCCUUAGGUCAUGGGAGACAGGGAACUACUCAUGGACAGACAGGAGAUACCGCUAGACAUGCCCACUAUGGUCAUGGACAGUCCACACAGACAGGGUCCAGGACAACUGGAAGAAGGGGAUCUAGCCACAGUGAGUACAGUGACAGUGAAGGGCACUCAGGGGGCUCACACGCACAUUCAGGACACACUCAUGGCCAAGCCGGAUUCCAACAUGGAGAGUCAGGAUCUGCCGUUCAUGGGAGACAGGGAACUAUACAUGGACAGACAGGAGAUACCACUAGACAUGCCCACUCUGGUCAUGGACAGUCCACACAGACAGGGUCCAGGACAACUGGAAGAAGGGGAUCUAGCCACAGUGAGUACAGUGACAGUGAAGGGCACUCAGGGGGCUCACAUGCACAUUCAGGACACACUCAUGGCCAAGCCGGAUUCCAACAUGGAGAGUCAGGAUCUGCCGUUCAUGGGAGACAGGGAACUAUACAUGGACAGACAGGAGAUACCACUAGACAUGGCCAGUCUGGUCAUGGACAGUCCGCACAGACAGGUUCCAGGACAACUGGAAGACAGAGAUCUAGUCACAGCGAGUCCAGUCAUAGUGAAGUGCACUCAGAGGUCUCACCCACACAUUCAGGACACACUUACAGCCAAGCUGGAUCUCAAUAUGGAGAGUCAGGAUCCUUAGGUCAUGGGAGACAGGGAACUACUCAUGGACAGACAGGAGAUACCGCUAGACAUGCCCACUAUGGUCAUGGACAAUCCACACAGACAGGGUCCAGGACAACUGGAAGAAGGGGAUCUAGCCACAGUGAGUACAGUGACAGUGAAGGGCACUCAGGGGGCUCACAUGCACAUUCAGGACACACUCACGGCCAAGUCGGAUCCCAACAUGGAGAGUCAGGAUCUGCCGUUCAUGGGAGACUGGAAACUACUCAUGGACAGACAGGAGAUACCACUAGACAUGGCCAUUCUGGUUAUGGACAAUCCACAGAGACAGGUUCCAGAUCUACUAGAACAAGUCAUUUUCAGUCACAUAGUAGUGAAAGGCAAAGCGAUGGAUCAAGUCAGGUUUGGAAACAUGGCAGUUAUGGACCUGCAGAAUAUGACUAUGGGCACACUGGGUACGGGCCUUCUGGUGGCCGCAGAAAAAGCAUCUGUAAUUCUCACCUUUCAUGGUCAAUAGAUAGCAUCACAAACGAGCAACUGUCUAGACAUUGACAAUCAUUUUCUAGUUCUGACCUGAUAGUAUCCAAAGUAACUAAAAGAACAGGAAGACACGGUUUAAAUCAUGAACAGUCAGUGAUAAGUUAUGAACAUUCAAUUGAUUCUCAGUAUCAGUCUGGACCCAUUAUAAGAAGAAGUCAGGAAUCUAGUCAUGGACAUUCUGUAGUAACUCAUAAACAGUCAAACAACACCUAUGUUCAACCUGGAUAUAACACAGCCAGAAGGGAGGGAUGUACAUAUAGCCAGUCAAAUGACCAUCUUGGAUCUGACCAUGGACAAUCCAUAUCAGUUCAUGUCCAUUCAAAAUCUAGUUCAAUCAGAAAACAGCAAUCCCAUACUGAUAAUAAAAGGCAUUUGGAAGAUUAGGAGAAAGACACUCAUGAGCAAUUAGGAUCUAGGCAUGGGAAGUUAAGAGUUCAAUACAAUAGUUUUACACAGAUCUAGCCAGCAACAUUUGGGAGAUACAACUUUUCAUGGGCAGGUAAGAUCCAGCACAGGUUUUGCCAGAUAGGUAUGAAGUCAUGGGCCAUCAAGAGAUGUCUAGGGUCAAUCUGGAUUCAGUACCAAUGAAAGACAAGUAUAUAGCAAUGGCCAAUCAAAUGACAGUUAUAAGCAGUCAAAUGACAGCAAAAGUCAAAGAUACAUUUUCAGUCACUUUCUUGACAGCCCACAGGAAUUGAAGAGUAUAGGUAUAGAUAUUGAUCAAGCAGUACAACCACAUGCAGUGGGGGAGACAAAGGCAAGAAUCAGAAUCAAGUCUGUCAGGAGGUAUCAGAAUAUACAGUGAGGAUGUGAGCAAUAAACAGACAAGAGGCUCUGAGGCCAGUGGUUACCACAGAAAGGAAAGAACAGGCUCUGGUUCCUUCUGCGUAGAUAGCAACACCCCACUCUAUGAAUAUGUCCAAGAACAAAGGAGUUAUUACUUUGAAUAAGAGGCCAACACAGACUAGCCCAAGAAAAGAACUAAGCCAGAGAAGAAAUGAGACACAUACAUGAAAUUAAGGUAUUUAACAUGAUCUCCUCUUUUGGUAGUAGGGGUAUAUAUCUGUUCUUUCAUUUUAACUAUGGUUCUGUACUAUAUUACUUUUGUUUGGUGCCAGGUGUUUUUGUAAGACUCCACAUUCAUUGAACUCCUUGGUUAAAAAACAGUGAAUGGGGCCAGGUGCGGUGGCUCACGCCUGUAAUCCCAGCAUUUUGGGAGGCUGAGAAGGGUGGAUCACGGGGUCAGGAAUUCGAGACCAGCCUGGCCAACAUGGUGAAACCCUGUCUCUACUAAAAAUAGAAAAAUUAACUGGGUGCAGUGGCAGGUGCCUGUAAUCCUAGCUACUCAGGAGGCUGAGGCAGGAGAAUUGCUUGAACCCAGGAGGCAGAAGUUGCUGAGAUUGCACCACUGCACUCCAGCCUGGGUGACUGAGUGAGACUCCACCUCAAAAAAAAAAAAAAAAAGAAAGAAAGAAAGAAAGAAAAGAGUGAAUGGAAGAAAAAAAUAAACAUCAUUUGGGGCUAUAUUCAGAACUAUAUAAUAAAGUGAGAUUUGUGUGGUUGGGAAUAAAAUUAGGGUUUAAAAAAAUUUCUGAGUUUCAAAAUUUGGAUUUUCCAGAUUUUGUUUUAAUUAAUUAUUGACAAACCUAUCCAAGGAGCUAAAUGACAUGGUUUAGGAGCCAAAAUGUCUCUAGAAACAUUAUAACACAUCCCAUCCUGAACAAAGAAUGUGUAGUAGUUUCCCACAUGAAUAUUCAGAAUAUUUGCAUCUUUUUGUGUCACUACUAGAACUCUGUACAACUAUGUUUAAAUUUAUUGUCAUGGCCUUCUGGAUAUAGGAUCCAGAAAACUGUACUUCAUAAAAAUUGGCAAUAAACGUUUCAUCAAGU